Trematosphaeria pertusa is the source of this 3034-nucleotide messenger RNA. RefSeq lists its product as uncharacterized. Gene Ontology annotation, biological process: positive regulation of transcription by RNA polymerase II. The record is from RefSeq and is a predicted model, not a curated record. Gene Ontology annotation, molecular function: DNA-binding transcription factor activity, RNA polymerase II-specific; transcription cis-regulatory region binding; zinc ion binding. The transcript has 4 exons. Gene Ontology annotation, cellular component: nucleus. Lineage: Eukaryota; Fungi; Ascomycota; Dothideomycetes; Pleosporales; Trematosphaeriaceae. The coding region runs from base 182 to 2593 and encodes 803 amino acids.
CUCGUCGACUCCCCCGCCCUCCACCAACAUACCGAGACUUGACAUUCAGCUUGUAGAGUCAGCUCCGCCGGGCUGUGGGCUGUCUACCUUCCAUAAAAGCCUGGCGCCGAUCCUUUCUAUGCUAGCCAGAACUGCCCCGGACACGUUGACUGCCAUUCCUUAGCAAUUGAAGUGGAGAACAAUGCCGCGGCCAAAGAAAGCCGGAGCUGGCGAACCGAAGAAACGGUCCCGGAACGGCUGUUGGCCAUGUAAAGCGCGUAAGGUCAAAUGUGGCGAAGAGAAGCCGCGAUGCGCCAACUGCGAGCGCCAGGGCGAAUCCUGCGACUACAGCAUCAGACUCAAUUGGGGAGGGCGUACAAAGCGAGAUCCUGCUAGACCGGCCUCUAAUUCGGGAGCUUCGAGUACCUCAGGCAGUCCGCACAUGUCCACGUUCUCGUUCGAAGACGAUGCGUCCCCACUCUUUCCCCCGGAAACGCCUAUGCCCCAGAGCAGCUUUACGCACCAUGCGCGAUCCCGGUCCACUCUAUCGCCACCUACUUCUGAUCCCAAUAUGGUUGAUCCGGAGCUGGUACGCAUCAGUCAGGCGCAGUCACAAUCGAUGAUGGCUAUUGGAGGACCAUUUGACAGCUUCCAACAGCAAGACCUGAGGAGACAACCCACAUCGGCUCCCAUCGAUGCCCGAAUGCAAAAUGCACAAUAUUGCAACAGCUUCGAGUACCCUUCCCCCGCCGCAUCAAGCUUCGAGAGCCUCAACUAUAGCAAUGCCGGAUACGCGCCAGUCAAUGCAGACUCCCCCCUCUCCCCUCCAAUGCCUCCGCCUGUGCGCAGCAGCGCAUACCCAACACCGAACAGUCGGCAAUAUGCGGAGUCUGUAGACUCAAUGUCCCUUCAUCAUACGCGUAGCUAUUCUGCGGAAUCCCCAUCUACUUCAGAUGCAUACUCUCCACAGACAGGUCCGCCUACUCCCUACAGCCCCUUCAUGGCGAUGCCGCUGACACCAAACUCGUCAGCUGGCUCGGACGACCCCGCCGUGCGGACUGCAUCCAAAGCAUCAAACACGGGGUAUACUCCUUCGGAUCUGCGCCGGCUGUCCGUACAAUCCUUGCUCACUGGACCACCUGGCGAUAGCCCUCAGCACGGUCGGCAGUACCCAAUUAUUGAUGCGGCUUCGACAACGUACGGCUACGAUCUGGGGUUACCUGAUCUCGAUCUCCCUCGAAAUGAUGACAUACACGCCAUCGCGAUUUUCAGUCCCCCGAGCGGCACCAUAGGCUUCGAUGAGGACACUCCCUACGGCAGCGCCGAACAGCGCGCCAAAGACAUGGCCUUUGAGAAAGGGGGUUACUACGCCAAACCGGUACCGAUCAAGAUCUCAAAACACCUCGAGCCAUUGCCGCCGUUAUUGCUUGAGAACCCCAUGAACCUCCUCUACUUCCACCACUUUCUCAAUCACACUGCACGCAUUCUGGUUCCCCACGAUUGCGAACAGAAUCCCUUUCGCCAGAUCCUUCCAGAAAUGGCCGUCCGCGACGAGAACAUUAUGAACCUCCUGCUGGCUUACAGUGCCUCCCACCGCGCCCGUAUGCUCAGCCACCGCGAACCCUCCAACCGCAUCGCCCUCUGGGUCCGCGACGUCUUUCCCAAGCUUCGCCACUCGCUCUCGACCGCAACGUCCCCCUCUUCCAUAACAAACAGCACGCUCGCGCCCGCCAUCAUGAUGGCCUCCCUCGAGAUCAUAUCCCCAAAUACCUUCGAAGUCCCAAUCAGCUGGCAGAACCACCUCACCAUCGCGCGGCAAAUGAUCAUUGCGCGAGGCGGACCGCGGAGCAUGGACAGGGGCGACCGGGCAGCAUACUUCUUGAGCAGGUGGUUUGCUUACCUCGACGUGCUAGGCAGCCUGAGCGGAAACAAGAACGACCAGCCCCUAGGCUCCUUCUACUGGUCCUCUGAAAACGCCUCCGCCGACGAAGACUUCCAGAUCGACUGCCUCAUGGGCUUCACCAACCGCUGCGUCGGCAGCCUCGCCCGCAUCGCAGAACUCGCCAAGCAAGUUGAGCCGUUCCGAAUCGACGCUGACGGCAAUAUCCGCGACGACUUCCGGCCUUCGCCCGAGAUCGUACGCCAGGCCCAGCUCAUACGGCGCGAGCUGGAGGAGGGACUGUCCGGCGGCGUGGGCUACAAGGGCUGCAACCACCGCUCGUCGGCGUCCAGCGAGAGCGAGGGCGCUUGGGACGCCACUGAGAUCUACGCCACGAACGAGAUGUUCCACUGGGCGGGGCUCAUCCACCUCUUCCGCCGCGUCUUCAACUACCCUUCCGCCGCGCCAGAAGUCCAGCACGCGGUCCGCGAGAUCAUCGGGCUUCUGUACAAGGUCCGGAGAGGCAGUACCGCGGAGGCGUGCCUGUUGUUCCCUAUGUUCGCCGCGGGCUGUGAUGCGCGGGAUGAGGGCCAGAAGGAUAAGAUCAUGGAGAGGCUGCGGUGCGUGGAGGGCUUUGGCAUGACGCAGGUUAAGAAGGCGAGGGGCCUCAUGCAGAGGGUGUGGGAUACGGGGAAGCCGUGGGAGAGCCUGGUCGAGGGCGAGUUCUUUGGCUGAGAGGGGCGGGCUCUUGGAUAGAAAGAUUCACGCGUCAGCGGAAAGCAGCUGGGGCUGUCGAGCUUUACUAGCUACUUCUUGGGAUUUCGCGUUGGCCCGCUCAAGGAGACGGGUACGGACGCUGGCAAACAGGCCUGUAUCACGGUCUUGCGGAAGUGGUCCUCCCAGCUUGGGAUCGCAGUACGCCGUGCCAGCAUGUCAGGUCUUGCCGAAGCGACCCGCCGAGACGGUUUUCGCGUUCGGUCUCACACGGCGAUGAGGCGAGAAACCAUAUUUGGGUGCCUUGGUGCUCCGCCACCAACGGCAUGAACACCAGCCCGCAGCUCUCUCAUGCUCUCGGUACCAACGAUGCGGAUAGAGGAUAUACCAACCUGAAGCUCUUUAACAUGGGCAGAGUCAGAUUGAAAGGAAAGGAAAGAAGAUGACUCGAGAAUGUAGAAU